CUUCCAUCCUCUUGUCCUAGAAAGCUCUCCAUAAUCUGAAUAUUUCUUUUCUCACACAUUCAUUUGCUUUUGUUAUUCAGAACUAAACAGAAGUAACUUCCUAAACUCUGUUUCAAGAUGCAUAAAAAUAACAACAAGAAGUCUCUCAACAUCUCAAGCAUGUUCCAAACCUUCAUCCCUGACAGCAACAUUUUCUCCCGACGCUGCAUUUGGGUCAACGGUCCAGUCAUCGUCGGAGCUGGCCCAUCGGGCUUAGCCGUAGCCGCGGGCUUGAAACGCGAAGGCGUACCGUUUAUCAUCCUCGAGCGAGCUAACUGUAUCGCUUCCCUGUGGCAAAACAGAACGUACGAUCGUCUCAAACUCCAUCUCCCCAAACAGUUUUGCCAGCUACCGAACUUCCCCUUCCCUGAGGACUACCCUGAAUACCCUACCAAGUUUCAGUUCAUCCAGUACCUUGAGGAGUACGCAACGCACUUCGACAUCAACCCUAAGUACAACGAGACGGUCCAGUCAGCGAAAUACGACGAGACGUUCGGGCUGUGGAGGGUUAAGACCAUUUCCAAGAGCGGGCAGCUCGGCUCUUGCGAGUUUGAGUAUAUCUGUAGGUGGCUUGUGGUGGCUACUGGUGAGAAUGCUGAGAAAGUUGUGCCGGAUUUCGAAGGUCUAGAGGACUUUGGCGGAGAUGUUCUUCACGCCGGAGAUUACAAGUCCGGUGGAAGGUACCAAGGGAAGAAAGUUCUGGUCGUUGGAUGCGGAAACUCGGGAAUGGAAGUCUCUCUAGAUCUCUAUAAUCAUGGAGCAAACCCAUCAAUGGUCGUUCGCAGCUCUGUUCAUGUGUUACCAAGGGAGAUUCUUGGGAAGUCCACGUUCGAGCUAGGAGUCACGAUGAUGAAGUGGAUGCCGGUAUGGCUCGCGGACAAGACACUGCUCCUACUAGCUAGGAUAGUGUUGGGGAAUACCGACAAAUACGGUCUGAAAAGACCGAAUAUCGGACCGUUAGAGCUGAAGAACAAGGAAGGUAAAACACCGGUUCUUGACAUUGGGGCACUACCGAAAAUCAGAGCGGGAAAGAUCAAGAUCGUCCCAGGGAUCAUAAAGUUCGGUCGAGGAAUGGUUGAGUUAGUCGAUGGACGUGUUCUUGAUAUUGAUUCCGUUAUUCUAGCUACUGGUUACAGAAGCAACGUCCCUUCAUGGCUUAAGGACAAUGACUUCUUUUCCGAUGAUGGGAUACCGAAAAACCCGUUUCCAAACGGGUGGAAAGGAGAGGCGGGAUUGUAUGCGGUCGGGUUCACGAGAAAAGGAUUGUUCGGCGCGUCGCUGGACGCGAUGAGUGUGGCUCACGAUAUCGCAAACAGGUGGAAAGAAGAAUCUAGGCAACAGAAGAAAACUGCUGCUGCUCGUCAUCGUCGAUGUAUCUCACAUUUCUAGUUUGGGAAAUAAAUAAAAAAAUAUUAGGGCAAGAAAAAAAUAUACAAAAAUGGAGUAUGGUAAAUUAGUAUUUGGAUGAAUGUGAACAAAACAAAAAUCAAAGAGAUAAUUAAGCCCUCU
Messenger RNA from Brassica oleracea var. oleracea, 1548 nucleotides. Its product is annotated as probable indole-3-pyruvate monooxygenase YUCCA3. Gene Ontology annotation, molecular function: NADP binding; N,N-dimethylaniline monooxygenase activity; flavin adenine dinucleotide binding. Lineage: Eukaryota; Viridiplantae; Streptophyta; Magnoliopsida; Brassicales; Brassicaceae. The coding region runs from base 118 to 1428 and encodes 436 amino acids. The record is from RefSeq and is a predicted model, not a curated record. The transcript has 3 exons.